Messenger RNA from Aspergillus melleus, 3780 nucleotides. Its product is annotated as SUMO protease ULP2. The transcript is spliced from 8 exons. Gene Ontology annotation, cellular component: cytoplasm; nucleus. The coding region runs from base 1 to 3780 and encodes 1259 amino acids. The record is from RefSeq and is a predicted model, not a curated record. NCBI's taxonomy places the organism in Eukaryota, Fungi, Ascomycota, Eurotiomycetes, Eurotiales, Aspergillaceae. Gene Ontology annotation, biological process: protein desumoylation. Gene Ontology annotation, molecular function: SUMO-specific endopeptidase activity.
AUGCCCCUACGUGACAAACUUUCGGAGUUGUUUUCCCGCUGGACUCCUGGUCAAGCCUCUUCUCCUCCGCAGCCUGCAGCCAAUUCUCCACCAUCAGAUGCAAGCUCCGAUCAGUCGUCCGGGGGGAAUGCCCUUUCGCCGAUAGAGACUUCGACUGCGCCGUUGAAAGCAUUGCUUCAGUUCUCGCAGUCCCCUUCUAGCUAUGCCGAAGAAUUCUACACCACCAAUAGACCCCGACCUGUACGUUCACUAAUACGCCAGACCAUUCCACGACCCGGAUUAGGAAUGCGUCGUUUGCAUGGGGACGAAAAGUCAAUGGUCACCAAAGAGCGCGAUGCCUCUUCUCUGGCGGACGAGCAGAGACUCUUCCCUUCCUAUAAGCAGAACAGUCCCGGCGGGGUAACGAUAAAGCCAGGCCAAACAACCGUGAAACCCAAGAAACUCCAGGGCUUUGGGAGUUUGAAACCGGUGGACACUCUUUCGGGCAGAGCCCGAGAUAGCGGCCCCGUCCGCGCUCAGAGGAAACAAAGUUAUCGAGGGAAUAAGUCGCCCGGCUUCGGAACGAGAACAUUUCAAUCGGAUGGGAUUACGGAUUUUGACAGCCCGGAGAGACCGCUCAAGCGACGACGUCGAGAUAGCCUGGGUGCGCCGCUCGGGAAAACGAUUAGUAUCUCCGAUGACGAUAUAAUGGAACAAGCGGCACCGGACACUUCGUCGCUCGCUGGAAGUUCGGCACGUCGGUCCUCGGUGUCCAGCCAAACGACCGGAAAAGGGAAGAGAGGAAUGAAGGGAAUCAUAGUCGACGAGUUUCGCGAAGUGGAACGAAAUGUGAGAAUUCCUCGGGAGUCGCCUAGCAAGAAACACCAUCGCUGGUGGGUCGACGAUGACCGGGAGGAACAAUUCACGGAAAAUGCCGCCAAGGAAAGACGUCUGUCGGCAUCAAAGCCGACGGUCGAACCUGGAUUUGAAAAAUCGCGAAAUCCUAGGCAUGAAGUUCUAGAGAGCGUCGAGAUCCACGGACUCAAUGGCACUUCAGAAAAUUCGACCUCGAAAGAUCAUCCCCCUGAGCCCAGACCGUAUCGCGCAUUCGACCUCCGAGAAAGUCCCGAUGAGCUGCAGGGCGAAGCAACGGUUCGACCAGCCCCGACAAUGAUAAAUCGAGCUAUGCAACUCCCGAAUGACGAUUCGGAGGUGGAAGAGCAACCGACCUCAAGCGGUCGACAGCAAUUAUCCCCACAUGAUAUCCGACCGACAAGCUUCAUAAGCGCAUCAUCUACCAACAAGAAGAAGCCCAAUAAAAAGCCCAAACAAAAGAAGAACCACAGCAUCUACCAAACCUUUAAGAUAACCUACCUCCGCGUGGGAAGUUUGGAGCAGCACGUUCCCAAGGGUGAAACCAAGGACCUGGUCUUUGACCUGGAAAAUGACGUAAUUUCCUAUCCUGGACGUGCGAACACUCAAGUUCCGGUCGCCUUGGACCGAGUCAUCAAGGUUGAGCAAAGUAAAAGUGCUAGCCGGAAGAUGCGUUUUGGUUUGACGAGAACGAAAGGGACCGGCGAUCAAAUGGAUAUAGAGCUAUUGUUGCCCGAGGCGAAACGGGAAGUGUGCGCUUUAUUCAACAAGCAUGGAGUCAAAAUUGUGUCAAGAGAUGAUGAGUAUAUGGAGAAAGUGUUUACCCGCAAAAACAAGAGGCUAUCAGAUCAACAGCCUCAGGAGCCCAGUACCAUGCCGGAGAGUGGCGCAAAAAAGGCAUCGCCAGAGCCAGUAACGAAGCCUACAGUUCCCAAGAGAAUGAAGCUGUCGGAUUCGCUGCAAGAUGAGCAUGGGAAUGUUGUCGGACAGAAACAUGCAGAGACCGCCUCUUCGCCUCCCAAGAAUGCCAUUCCUCAGGAAUGUACCUCCAACACCCAACCCGCCGAAGUCACAGAACCCUCAAUCCCUGAUAGCUCACUAUUUUCGCCAUCUACGCGAGCAACACGCUCCAUGUUGCGCCGCGCGCCACCACCCACUGUUGUUUGCGACGAUGAGAACGAGGAAGACACCCCUCAGCCGAUAUUGAAGGGGAAACAGAAACGGUGGAACAAGCCCCUGAUCUACCCUCGGUUUGGGAAAAAGAAAGCCGAAGUCAAUGCCCAGGACGUGGAGCGACUCAGUGACAACGAAUUCUUGAACGACAACCUCAUCGGAUUCUACAUACGGUUCUUGCAGGACCAUCUUGAGCGUUGCAACAAGGAGGCGGCGAAGAGGGUCUACUUCUUCAAUUCGUAUUUCUUCGCCACUCUUACGAACUCGCCCAAGGGCAGGAGAGCCAUCAACUAUGAAGGUGUUCAGAAAUGGACCAGGAAUGUGGACAUUUUCAGCCACGACUAUAUCGUGGUGCCUAUCAAUGAAAAUGCCCACUGGUACGUGGCCAUCAUAUGUAACCUACCGUAUCUGCCCGGUGUUUCCAAAGACGCCGCACAAGAUCAACCCUCCGAUGGUGAUGUGUCUGCUCAGCCAGAUCGCGAGGUCCAGGAGGUCCAGGAAACGCCGGAGCCUGGCGAAAUUAACAAUGCACAAUCUGGCAAAGAGGAGGUGACACGACAGUCGCUAGCAUCGAUGAACCUAUCGGACGAAGAGGGUUCCAAAGAGCCAGGUUCGCAGGUGCCUACAGAAUCGGGCUCAAUAGAGGCCAACUCUGAGUCCCAGACGCAGGCCCAGACAUCCACAGGCGAUUCAAAAGGCUCCGGCUCGAAAUCAACAGACACCCCGCGAAAGUCACGAAAGCAGAAGAAGCCCGCAGGACCCAAGCAUGAUAUUCGCCAACCGAUUAUCAUUACAUUUGAUUCGCUAAACCUCGCUCGCUCGCCUACAAUCAGCAUCCUCCGCGAUUAUCUUCAUGCAGAAGCCAAGUCGAAACGUGAUGUUGAGAUAGACAAGACUAUGAUCAAGGGUAUGCGUGCUCAGGAGAUCCCCUUGCAAUCUAACUAUUCCGACUGCGGGUUAUAUCUUCUAGCGUACCUGGAAAAGUUCGUGCAAGACCCCGACCAGUUCGUCUGGAAGUUGCUGCGGAGGGAAAUGUCUACCGAAGAGGAUUGGCCCGAAGUGCGAUCAGGCCAGCUCCGAACUCGGCUACGGAAAUUCCUGGACCGGCUUUAUGACGAGCAGGCACAGCUCAGCCCUGAGAAUGCCAGCGAGCAAAAGGUCAUGGCGGACAUGCAGCCUGUUUCGUAUCUUCUCACGUCUCCCACCAUCCGGUGGUUCUCGAACCCUGUCAACUUGAGUGAACGGUUACCAGAAGAAAGCAAGGGCGUGCCGAACGAGCCGGCGCCCGAGAAGUCCGGUGGUAGUAAAGAGGAACUACGGCCCAGUGUUCAAGAAUCGGCCACCAACGGGGAAGAUCCACAAAGUGCGGCGCCGGAGCCUAGUGCUGUCGACAAGCCCAAACAUUCCGAGAAAGCGGGCGACAUCAUCGAGGUCCCCGAUAGCCAAGAGCCUGUCCAGAUGAUCCCUGCGUCGCCGGUGCGAAAGACAGUCCGCAAGAAAGAGAAGGAAAAGCAGGCGCAACCCGACCAUGCAGAGGUCGUGGAUGUGACCCCGAAGAAACAGGGUGCCAUUCCGGAAGACGGCACGAAAGCCUCGCAGCCGAAGGCUUCGGAGGCUGAAUCUUCCGUCAAAGAACAUCCGUUCGAGGUAGAGAUCCAGGUGAAAAGAACGCCUCCGCCAUCGACCAGCGGCGAGUCCCCGAAGAAGAGUCCAAGAGCUGGCAAACGCAAGCACAAGUCGACGAAGGGGAUGUAA